Messenger RNA from Strongylocentrotus purpuratus (purple sea urchin), 1959 nucleotides. Its product is annotated as leucine-rich repeat-containing G-protein coupled receptor 4-like. The transcript is spliced from 2 exons. Gene Ontology annotation, molecular function: protein binding. The coding region runs from base 1 to 1959 and encodes 652 amino acids. The record is from RefSeq and is a predicted model, not a curated record. Lineage: Eukaryota; Metazoa; Echinodermata; Echinoidea; Camarodonta; Strongylocentrotidae. Gene Ontology annotation, biological process: signal transduction.
AUGACAUCCUUAACACUGGACAUGGACAACUCUUUCCAUGGAUGCGAUCAGAACCUUGAACUUAAAGAAGCUUCUUGCAGCAAAAAAGACCUGGACACGGUUCCCCAGAAUCUUUCUGAAGAUACCGAGGUGCUUGACUUGUCUGAGAACAAUAUCACCAAACUCUUGAACUCCUCGUUUGAAGUAUACCCUCUAAUCAACUCCUUGGACAUUUCUUUCAACGAUGUAAGAGCGAUAGAAUCCGCCGCUUUUUACCCCCUCAAGGGCUUAAUGUACCUGUUUCUAGCCUUUAACGAAAAUCUUGUGCUUCCAGCAACAGGCGUCUUUAUGAUGUCUACACAGCUUUCCUUUCUCGAUUUAACGUCAACAUACUUGAAGUCGCUCCCCAUUGACACUUUUAAAUGGAUUCCACAUCUAGAUACUGCUUUUCUGUUCUACAACCGGCUCUCCUCCAUCAAUGUAAGUUCUUGUGACAUGGCCGACAAUGUAAUCAUGAUUGGUAAUCGACUAAAACACCUUACGACGAGAGAUUUCAUAUUUGUGUGCCACACUGAUAUUCUAGAUAUUAGAGGAAACCGUAUCCAAUCAGUAGACCCUGAUGUGAUCGCAUCACUACAUGUUCACUCCUUGGUGCUAGGUGGCUACCCUUUGAGUUACGAGGUGUUAGCGAACAUCGUCCUCGGAAUUUCAAAAUCAGACAUCGAACAGCUAACAAUCGAGGAAGGUUCUGUUGGUGCGUUUCCUAAAGGUUUCUUUGAUCCUCUGCGCGAUUCUUCUCUCUCUGUUCUGGAUUUCAACAGCAACAAACUGAAUAGCCUCCAUCCUUUAGUCUUCUCAAAUUUAACAAAAGUCAGACAAUUCAGUUUCAGUAAUAACAAACUCCCCAUAGACGAAAUUCAACCAGACCUUUUCGAUGGUAUGAAUGCAUUAAAGAUACUGGCAAUCAACGACAACCGAGUAAGACAAAUAAACCCUAACAAUCAGACUUGGACAGUGGACUUAUUGGAGUUUGACUUAUCCGGUAAUCUGUGUACAGAAAUAUCUGCAUCUGUAUUUCACGGAUUAGGAAAUUUAACUUUCUUAGACAUGAGCUCGAACAAACACCUUUCUGUCUUUGAGCUGACGGCCUUUUCGGGACUUGACCAUAUUCAAACCAUUGAUUUGACCGGAAGUCGUGUAACAGUUCUGGAAUUGAACACCCCGAUAUUAAGAUCACUUUCCCUAAACUCUCUCCACAAGGAAAAUACUAUCUGUUCGUCUGCAUCUCUGGACCCUCUUCGUGAGAAACCCCUGCUUGAUUUUGAUCCAAAUGAACUCUGUAUAAUGAACUAUGGUCUAUUCUCUCUGAUUCCCCUUGCCUCCAUUAGCUUGAUUGUAAUCAGCGUGCUGGUGUAUCACUACCGAUGGCAGUUGAGGUACAAACUAUUUCUCCUGAAACUGGCCGCAGUUGGCUAUAGAGAGAUGCUAGACGCUCGAGACCCCAUUGACUACGAGUUUGACGUGACCAUCAUUUUCUACGACGAUGACGAAGAAUGGAUUCGAGAACAGCUCCGACCGGCUCUCGGAGAACGGCUUCCACAGUUUCAGAGGAACGUCUUCGGUGACGAAGACCUUGUAUUGGGUAUGCAUUACUUAGAUUCCGUCGAUUACGUGGUGAGCCAUAGUUAUAAGACCAUCAUAGUGCUUAGCAGAGCUGCUGUGCACGACCACUGGUUCAUACUCAAGUUCCGUACAGCCAUGGACCACGUGAGUGACACUCUGACUGAAUUCGUAGUCGUGGUUUUCCUCGAAGACAUCCCAGAUGAUGAAAUGCCAUUCUUGGCGAGGUUGUACCUCAGUGAUGGCAGACCCUAUAUUCACUGGACUGAGAACGUGAGAGGACAAGAAUAUUUCUGGGAUGAAUUGACCAAAAAUCUGACCAUUAAUCUGAGAACGAAUGACUUGAUCCCAAACGAGUAG